Rotaria socialis is the source of this 627-nucleotide messenger RNA. NCBI's taxonomy places the organism in Eukaryota, Metazoa, Rotifera, Eurotatoria, Philodinida, Philodinidae. The record is from the annotation of a GenBank genome assembly.
AUGCAUGACGCGCAAGACAACGACGACACUGUUCUGAUGAGUAGUCCUCACAUACCUGCUGCGCAAGACAAGGGCAACGCUGUUCUGAUUACUAGUCUUCGCACGCCUGCUUCGCAGCCGUCGUCAUUGACUGACGAUCCUGAAAUACGAAGAACUCGGAAAAUUCUUCUAAUUUUACUUCGUACCAUUCUCGUUCUGGCUGUACUUGCUACAAUUGGUUCGAUCGCUGGCAAUGUAGUUACGAACAAUUCCGAAUACUCGUCACGCGGUGUUGAAAUUAGUCGAUCUCUUAUUCCAGUUGUUUUUCUCACCUUUGGAUAUUUGGUCGCUCAUCGAUACUCUAAAAUAGGCUUACUAGUGUCUAGUUGGCUGAACAUCAUUGAAUUGGUUAUUAAUGCUAUUAUAAUAGUGCUACUCUUCGUUGCCUGUUUGACUUCUUUAACUAAUGCGAGCUCAGUUAAUAAUAGUCAAACUAAUGGUAUGCUGGUUGGUGCAUCAAUAGUUUUCUUCGUUCUAAUUGUUAUUAUCAUUGCAGCUCUUAUUCUUCAUAUUGUGAUUGUAAAAUUUGCUUUCAAAUUGGCAAGAGUUAUCGAAUCCAAAAAGUCUUCAUUUUGUCAACAAAUUUAA